AUUUCACGGUUUAAGGUGUUGUGCGUGUAGUUUCCAAAAAAGGUGGACUUCUGUUAUAGUGGAUCAUCUUUAACCGUACAUUGGGGAUUUUUACAUUUUAGAUGUAAUUACAAGUACCUCGCUUGAGUUGGCAAUAUAAAAUGUAGAAUUCAAAUAGUGGAAACACAAAAACUUCAAUUAAUUUUGAAUUGCUGUUGUAUGAAAAGCCAAGUGUUUGUAAACUCCGAUUUAGAACGCGUAGCUACGUCGUCGUAGUCGUCUACUAGUUAGUGUCCCUGUUUGGUUGCCUGGGAAGCCCCUAGUACUGAGUGGAGCUGCCAACGCCCGACAGAAAGAUAAAUUGAAGAUAAGGCAUUGAAUGAAUUGUGAAGAAUGCAGACCAUCAAGUGUGUUGUUGUUGGAGAUGGUGCUGUGGGUAAAACUUGCCUGCUCAUCUCAUACACCACAAACAAAUUUCCCUCUGAAUAUGUACCUACAGUGUUUGAUAACUAUGCCGUAACUGUAAUGAUUGGCGGCGAGCCUUACACACUUGGCUUGUUUGAUACCGCAGGUCAGGAAGACUACGAUAGAUUAAGACCUCUGAGUUAUCCCCAGACCGAUGUCUUCCUUGUGUGUUUCUCCGUUGUGUCUCCCUCAUCAUUUGAAAAUGUAAAAGAAAAGUGGGUUCCAGAGAUUACUCACCAUUGUCCCAAGACCCCAUUUCUGCUGGUUGGCACUCAGAUUGAUUUAAGAGAUGACCCCUCAACUAUAGAGAAGCUGGCAAAGAACAAGCAAAAACCUAUCACUCCAGAGACAGCAGAGAAGCUUGCACGAGACCUCAAAGCUGUGAAAUAUGUGGAAUGCUCAGCCCUCACUCAGCGAGGGCUGAAGAAUGUGUUUGAUGAAGCUAUCCUAGCUGCCCUAGAACCACCUGAGUUGCAGAGACAGAGGAAAUGCUGCAUUUUUUAAACAAUGUGCAACUGCUACAACCGUUUCCACUGCUAAUUGUAACAGUUUUUACUUUAGGCGCUUUUUCAAAUCCUUUAUAGAAAAAUCUGGUUGAAAAAUCUCAACCAGUUCCCUAAUAUCAUUUACCACCCAAGUUAUAGAGUCUGUAUUGACAAUGCUUCACCGCCAUUUUUCAUUCUUUCUGUCCUACAGCGGUUUCUUAUACAGCACUUGAACUUUGCCAUUUGUUGAUGGUUUGUACGUUAAAAGUAGCAGUAGGACUAGUGAAACCCUGUGAGCCGCAUCUUGUCGGAUUUCUAUAGGUCACAACGCUUGGCUUCCUUUACCAGACCAUUGUCAUUUUUGCUUGGCACAUGAUGACCAAAGCAGCUGAAUAUGGCUAGGUUAAGGGAAGCAAACACAUAAGGAGAAUUAUGGAUACAACUUUUAAAUCAAAUUUCUUAUUAAUAUUAUUGAUUUCCUAUUGUAGCUGACAAUGUUAAAUUGGCGCUAAAGUCUUGGGCGUUGACAUGCCACGGCUGCAUACUUAAGAAUAAAUUUAUAUUUUUUUCUACUAUUUUUGACUUAACAUGUAAGGUUUUAGAAAUGCUAUCAUAAAGUGUUGCGCUAUCUUAACCACAGCAGUACAAUAUAUGUUAUACUCUUUAGAAAAAUAGAAAAAUAUUCUAUGCAGUGUUCUGCUUUAUCUUGUUUAUUUGUUCAAGGAAAAAAAUGGCACAUAUUUGUGCAACCUCUGUACUGUGUGGUUAUAAGUUUGUACUCGAGGACAUGAAUGUCUAGAAAAUAUGUAUUUUGCCCAAAAUUUUAACUUGAUGCGCCAUACAACUUACCUACAGAGUUUUUUUUCAAAGUAUUGACCUUUUUUUAAGAAAAAAAGGGCUCUUAAAAUCAUGAUUUAGUUUUCAUUUUAGACAUGCAUCUGAUGUAGGCUUAGAAUUAUGAAACUAUUUGGCAAUUACCCAUGUUCACCUUCCUGUGGUGACAGAAGAAUAGUUUAGACCAGGAGUGGGCAAACUAUUCCACAAAGGGCCGCAGUGAGUGUGGGUUUUUGUUGCAACCCAUCAAGAGGACCCCUUUUCACCAAUCUGGUGUUGUAAAAGUGCAAUCAGGUGAUUGCAGUCAGGUGCUUCUUCUUUCCCCGGACCUCUCAUUGGUUAAACUGCCUGUGAUGGAUUAGCUGUUACAAAGGCAAGGGCUGCGUUUCAAAAACUGUUUUAGUCCCUCCCUCACUUGCCCUCAGAACUUGCCCUCGGGGGAAUCCCCGCCGCCAUCGUAAGGGCUGUUCAAUUUCUCUAAACUGCUGAAGUGAACUUGAUGAGAUCGACCCUUGAGGGCUUGGUUAUCGAGUCAACAACACUGGUCACUUCAGAACUGUGUAUAUCCCACAAUGCAUUGCAGGCGUGCAAGAAAAAUAUGUCCAUGCGGUGGUGAUAAUCAGAGGCGUAGCAAGGGUCCCCGGGGGCCCCAGCCAACAAGCAACAUGGGGCCCUUCAAGCGUGUGCAAGUAAGGGGGACAGUUGGACUUGGAGCAAUAGCAUAUUUAAUAAAAGUAUAAUAACGCCUCGGUCUCAUAGAACAAUUUUUAGGACACUCAAACUGCCCGGCUUCUACUACAUUAGGACAUAAAACUACAGUAACAUAGUACACUCAACGCUGUUUUGCUUCCUUUUCGCCUCUUCUGCUUUUUUUUUUUUUUUCUUUUGUCGCUUCCAGAAGGAUAACUUCUCUUCAUUUUGGAUAUACGCCAAUUUAAAAAAAAGCCAAAUCGCCGCUCACUCUCACUCAUGAGUUACGUGAAGGGGGGGGCGUUGUAGAGCGAGUGAAGGGCCUCCUUCAGGGAACUCUAGACACAAGGCUUUCACUGGCUGCGUGUGCUAAAUCUGUUGGCCCUCUGGGGGCCCCUGCUGGCUGGGGGCCCUAGGCAAUUGCCUGGUUUGCCUUAUGGGACGCGACGCCUCUGGCGAUCAUGAAACUCAAACACCGUUGGCUGCUGUUUAUUUUCCACUAAAGAAGAAGAAAAACGCACGGUGUUUGAAUGCCAUACAAAAUUGCCUUUUGAAAUGUAAAAUUCAUCAUUGUUGUUAAUAAAAAAAAAAAAAUUAGAAUGUCCGUAGCAGUUAUGUCAAAACGUAUGGAAUCACAGCAGUGCCAAAGUUAAACAAACAAACAAAAAAAAAUGAAUGAAUAAAUAAAUUAACAAAUAAAUAAGUAAAUAUAGAGAUAAAUGGAUAAAUAAAUGAGAAUAUAAAAGUAUAUUUUGUCGUUGACCUUUACUUUUAGUCAUUAAAAAUCACAAAUGGAAAAAACACUGACAAUUUUUGUCAUUGACUUACUUUUUGUCAUCGAAAACCAAAAACGGACAAAUCAACUGAGAGGAAUGGUCUGACUCGGUCAUUCAAAUGGCGUUGGGAUGGACUGAAACUAAAAUAUCAUCAGAUAAACCUAAAGCAGGUUAAAUGUAUUUAAACAACAAAACUGUCCACAAAUUAUAAGAUAAAGAUAAAUAAAUAAAUAGUAAAUUGCCCAAAUAAAAUUUGAUACAAAACUAACUAACUAACUAACUCUGAUAAUUAGCAGCUACCAUUGAAUGUAUUGAAAUCAAGGGCAGAAUACGUCUAUCUAAAUGGCAUGAGUCUCCGUAUAUUUUGUGUGAUGUGGAAUAGGAAGUAUAGUGCUACUCCAACAACAUGUGGUUUAUCCAUGAUUGUCUGGCCUGUGAGUGAGCGAGGGCAAGUGUGUUCCAUUUACUUUUUUCACUUCCCCUCCGCCCACUUUUCCCCCACCCUCCAAGUGGCUUCCGUGUGACGUCAUAGCAAGGGCUGGGGGCAAGUGAGCGAGGGCGACUAAAAACUGUUUUUACAACGCAGCCCAGGACCCACUGCGGGCAUUGAGGACCGGUUUGACCACCCCUGGUUUAGACUGUCUCGAACCACCAAAACAGCUGCGCAGUUCCUUAAAUGCUGAACGGGAACUUGUCGCAAUCUGUCGUCACUUGACAGUAGUGUUGUGCUCAUGAGCUGUUUAGCAACAGUAGUCGUUUACAAAAUGGUCAAUAGUAUAAUGGAGAACCCAGAAAUCUGCAGCAAAACAUCCCACUGUUAGAUAGAGUUCCGAGAUAAGCUUCAUAAUUCGCAUUGAAAACUGGCAUUGACAAUAUUUCAUUGUACCAAGUAAAUUGUAAUAUGAAAUUUAAUGCAUUUGUGUGGUUUUACAUCUUUUAUUUUUUUUUAAUGUGAAACAUAAGGUGAUAUCAUGAUAUUCUUAAAAACAGCAAAUACAGACCAUAGAAUGAUAGAAUAUCUUAUUAAACAACUUCCAAUAUAGAAUGAUAGUUAUGCCCCAGACAAAGGACAGCCCAAAGAAAACGAUGGUGCAAAACAACGGCAUUUUGUCCAUGGUGAAUAUACGUAAACGUUCAAUCAGAACCAGUAUUAGAAACUUCUGCAAACCGUUUUCUUGCUUAAUGUUGUGACGUACAGAAAAUAUUAUAGAAACACUUGUGUGGAAGACGAAUACUUAUAAUAAAGCACAAAUGAGCUUCUCUUUGUCUGUUCUUUUCUUUUUGUACUGUGCACAGGAAAAUUUCAACAAACUCGUCAUCUUUUUUCAUGGUGAAAAUGCCCAAAAUUGAGCAAAAUAUAACUCAUGCGCUGUUUUCCCCUCCACUUUUCUGUGUUCAACAUGGAUUUGGCUUCUCUGUGCUGUUGACGUGACAAACUAGAUUACAUGGGUCACCAAACCUUGUGAAAUUAAGAACUACUUUAAAAAUCCAGUUAAUGCCAAGGUUUACCAGUUUGAUACACACUUGAAAUAACAUUUAAUAUUACCUUUCAUAAUGGUCUUGUUAUUUAUUUCUUACAAUAGUUUGUGAUAAAAAAUAACUAGUAAAUAUCAUUUCAUGAAUCUCUGCCAGUGUUUUACAUUUUCAAGCGAUCACAUUGUAGAGAAUUAAAAUUUCUCAUCACUGAUGUGGUAUUUUUCUUUUUGUAGAGAGGUACCUGAUAUCCAAAUGCACUACGUUGGCGACCCUGCACUAGAAAGUCAUGUCUACAGCACAUUAGACAAAAAGCACAUUUUGCUGAAUCAACAAAUUUGAGUUGAUCUAACUUCACUUUAUUAGUUUUGUCACAUUAGUUAUUCUUAAUGCUGUUUUUGUUCAAUCUUCAUUUAUUUUUCCCCCUUGAUGUUGAAUUAAUGCUAAAAUGUUUCCACACUUACCUUUGUUUGGCCUCUGCAUGUUUUCACUCCCUCCUUAUUUAGCCUUUGCAUUU
Messenger RNA from Corythoichthys intestinalis (scribbled pipefish), 5219 nucleotides. RefSeq names its product cell division control protein 42 homolog. Lineage: Eukaryota; Metazoa; Chordata; Actinopteri; Syngnathiformes; Syngnathidae. Gene Ontology annotation, cellular component: dendritic spine. Gene Ontology annotation, biological process: modification of synaptic structure; endocytosis; Cdc42 protein signal transduction. The record is from RefSeq and is a predicted model, not a curated record. Gene Ontology annotation, molecular function: GTPase activity; protein kinase binding; GTP binding. Bases 373 to 948 code for a protein of 191 amino acids. The transcript is spliced from 6 exons.